AUGGAGAUAGAAGAAACGGGAGAGCACUAUAUGCCGUGCCCAAAAUGCAGUCAGAAAUGUUAUAAAAAACACCGUGAGAAAGAAUACUUUGAUGGGUCUGCUUCUUUCUUCAAAAUUAUGCUUGGAGAUUUUGCAGAGAAACUGCGCAUUCCUCGGGCUUUUGUUUCCCAGAUCAUAAAUGACCAAGAUGAACAUAUGGUGUUGCAAGGCCCAGAUGGGCAGAACUUCAAUGUACGGUUAUGGCGUUCCAUCAAAAAGUUGGAACUUCAACACGGCUGGAUAAACUUUGUAAAUUAUUAUGGGCUGGAAGUGGGCGAUCUUCUAGUUUUUAAAUACAUUUCUAAGUCAUGCUUUAAAGUCAAGAUUUUCGAUAAAACAUCAUGUGAAAAAAAUCAAAGAAUACAAAGCAAAUCUUCAUUUCAGGGCAAUUCAUCCCAUAACCCUGGACAUUCUUUCGCAUCUGAGAAGCAUGGGACAAUGGAAUCUGAUGCUCCCUUUAUAUCAGAUAAACCCUCUUGUACACUGGUUAUCAAAUAUAAUGAGCGUAGUUUAAAUCAACAAACAGACAGUAAACUGCUGAUUGAUCUGGAUUCUGAUGAAAAAGACAACCCUGAGUUUCAGGCGGUGACUGAAAUUCAAAGAACAAAAAGGAUGCCUCCCUUCCUCGGUGAGUAA
Molecule: messenger RNA, 675 nt
Organism: Cryptomeria japonica (Japanese cedar)
Lineage: Eukaryota; Viridiplantae; Streptophyta; Pinopsida; Cupressales; Cupressaceae
Product: putative B3 domain-containing protein Os03g0621600
Exons: 3
Coding region: 1-675 (224 amino acids)
Molecular function (GO): DNA binding
Source: RefSeq, a predicted model, not a curated record